Molecule: messenger RNA, 1983 nt
Organism: Polyodon spathula (Mississippi paddlefish)
Lineage: Eukaryota; Metazoa; Chordata; Actinopteri; Acipenseriformes; Polyodontidae
Gene: rab34a
Product: RAB34, member RAS oncogene family a
Exons: 11
Coding region: 434-1216 (260 amino acids)
Biological process (GO): phagosome-lysosome fusion; endocytosis
Molecular function (GO): GTPase activity; GTP binding
Source: RefSeq, a predicted model, not a curated record
GUCCAGCAGUGCGUUCUGGUCGGCUAUGGUGUUUCACGACCAGCUGGGGUCCCUGUUUCGCUCACAGACAUGAAUCGCAACUCAUGCCCCUGUCCCGUUUGGUUGACUGGGGAAGGCUGUAUUGUGAGGAGAGGGCAGAGCCGAGACAGCGCUUGCUGGAGUCACCCGCUUCUUCCCUAAUCAAACCCAGCUGUCUGCAGACCACAGGCAUGCAGCGGACCCUCCUUCCUGCGCUCCUCCGUGAUUUUCAGAAAGGGUGGACGCGUUUCUUCUCAUCACAAACAGCAGACACUGGGAUUUCUCUUUUUCUUGCACGGUAUAGAGAAACGGAUUGCUAAACCUGCAGAAGCGUGUAGAACAGAUCUGGAUCUGUGUGUGUCGAGAGACGCACUGUGGUUUCUUGGAUAGCUUUCUCACCCCACCGUUGGCUGUGAUGAGCAUCCUUCCUCCGGUCAGAAGGGACAGGGUCAUUCCCCAGCUACCGCAGUGUUUCACGAAGGAAGCCGCCCUUCACACCAAAGGCUCGUUCCAUUCCAAAGUGAAGGGAGCCUGUCAGGAGCAGAGGACUGGGACAGUGGGCAGGUUUAAGAUUUCAAAGGUCAUCGUCGUUGGAGACCUGGCUGUAGGGAAAACAUGUCUGAUUAACAGGUUCUGUAAGGACGCCUUCGACAAGAACUACAAGGCCACCAUCGGGGUGGACUUUGAGAUGGAGAGGUUCGAGGUGAUGGGGGUCCCCUUCAGUUUACAGCUAUGGGACACUGCGGGACAGGAGCGCUUCAAGUGCAUUGCAUCUACCUACUACAGAGGAGCACAAACAAUUAUAAUAGUGUUUGAUGUGAAUGACGUGGCCUCCUUGGAUCAUGCAAAACAGUGGCUUGAAGAUGCACUUAAAGAAAAUGACCCGAGUUCUGUGCUGCUGUUUCUAGUUGGUACUAAGAAAGAUUUAAGUUCUCCUGCCCAGUACUCGAAGAUUGAGGAAGAUGCUAUCCAGCUGGCAAAGGAAAUCAAAGCUGAGUAUUGGGUAGUGUCUUCACUGACAGGAGAGAACGUCAACUCCUUCUUCUUCAGGGUGGCGUCUCUAGCGUUCGAGGCCAGCGUGCUGUCCGAGCUGGAGAAGACCAACUCCAGAAAGAUUGGAGAAGUCAUCAGGAUUAAUAGCAAUUCUGACAACCUGUAUGCGACUUCCAAGAAGAAAAAGCCCAGCUGUUGCCAGUGAAGAGAUACAGGGGGGUUUUAUUGCACUAUGCUGACUUGGUACCAAAGAAUCGAUCACCACUCCAGAAUCAACCCGACCGGAACACUCCGAACAGUGAUGCAAUGUGGAUGGAAUUGGAAGCAAGGGUUAGAGUUUGGAUUGUUUCAGCUGGUCCUGAAAGUUGAUCAAAGACAUGUGAUCGGAAUGGUCUGUUUUUUUUUUUUUUUUUUUUUUUGCAUUGAUAAAAUGUGUGUUUUCAGCCUACACAUUUAAAAUGCAGCUUUCCGUGGCUGCUGUGUAGACUCGUGUCUGGUUUAGAGGUUAAUGCAAUGUGGCUGCUCUCUCAUGUAUUGUAAUCUCACUGGUACUGCCCUCAGUUGUUUGUGUGUGAGUGCUUCAGCCCCAGGCCAGCUGCUCACAGUGCAAGGCUGUGACUCUGCAUGUUUUAAAAUAAACACUGAAAAGAAAAAUUAAGUUUUUAGUUUCUCUAAUUUGCAAAAGCUGAAUUUGUCUUGAGAGAAUCCCUUAAGUGGCAACUCAAAUACAUAAAUAAAUACAAAUGAGCCUUCUUAAAAACGGGGGGGGAGUUCAAAUAUUAUAAUGUAAAAUUAGCUGGAAAUGCAAGUCGUGAUUAGACAGGACGGCGGUACGUUAAGACUGCCGUUCCCUGCCUGCCUGCGCAAACCAUAUAGAAAACAGAAAUUAUCUUUAAAAUAAUUACAAUGUUUGACCACCAGAUGGCACUGUGGCCGCAUUUUAAAUCUAUUGCAUGCAAUGUAAACAGUCUU